Anastrepha obliqua is the source of this 1122-nucleotide messenger RNA. RefSeq names its product 2-acylglycerol O-acyltransferase 2-like. NCBI's taxonomy places the organism in Eukaryota, Metazoa, Arthropoda, Insecta, Diptera, Tephritidae. Bases 105 to 1106 code for a protein of 333 amino acids. Gene Ontology annotation, cellular component: endoplasmic reticulum membrane. Gene Ontology annotation, molecular function: diacylglycerol O-acyltransferase activity. Gene Ontology annotation, biological process: triglyceride biosynthetic process. The record is from RefSeq and is a predicted model, not a curated record. The transcript is spliced from 6 exons.
UGUGCGUUUUGCGGAUCAGGCAACAGUAAAAUUGUUCAAACUACUUGCUUCUUUUAUUAAAGAAUUUACAAAGAUUGCAGAAUAUUAAAAAAUUAAAAAUAAAAAUGAAACAAGCGUACAGUGUUCCACAAUUUAUAGGGGAUCUUGCAGCCAUGGUGUAUUUCUCGAUAAUCACAGUAGUAUACAUGAUCUGUUGGAUCGUAACUAUUUCUGUGAUCUUUUACGGCAGCUUCUUUUGGAAGUCAUUGAUCAUAUUUUACAUUUUGUAUAUUUAUAUAUCAAGUUCCAAAUUCUUUUUUACCAUUCAAGGAAAUGGCCUUAGAUUUGCGCGCAGCAAUUGGUUUUGGAAACAUCUUCGCCACUACUUUCCUGUUGAGUUGGUGAAAACAACAAAUCUACCUUCAAAUAAACACUAUAUAUUCGCAAACUUUCCACAUGGAGUUCUCACCUAUGGCUGCUCUGUUAACGUAACAUUUGAUAUUGAUAAUUGGCUCACGCUUUUCCCCGGUAUUCGACCCAAACAAACUAUUUUGAAUUCGACAUAUGUAACACCAUUCCUUCACGAGUAUUUGCGGCUUUGCGGUUUCGUUUCCGUGUCUGAAAAAUCAUUAAUGUAUCAUUUAACCAGCCGCUGGCAGGGCGAUGGUUUCAUGUCCAAUGGUAUUUUCAUUACGGUUGGAGGUGCACAAGAGGCUUUGGAUUCGCGUCCAGGCAAAUAUAAACUGACAUUUUUGAAACGUAAAGGAUUUGUUCGUGUGGCGAUUAAAAGUGGCGCUUCCAUCGUUCCGUGCUUCACUUUUGGUGAGGUGGACAGUUUUGAUCGGUGGGAUGGUCAAUGGGCUUUGCGUUGGCAGUUGCUGGUUAAACGUUUGUCUGGUAUAUCGAUAACGUUAAUCAAAGGACGUGGUGGCUUUCCAAUACCUUUUAAGCGGCGAAUUGUUCAAGUGGUUGGCGCACCGAUCGAAGUGCAGCAAGAUGACAGCCCACGACCCGAAUAUGUGGACGAAAUCCAUCAAAAAGUCGUUGAAGGUGUGAGGAAUUUAUUUGAAUCUCACAAAAUGCGGUACAUAGAUGAUUAUGAAAAUACAAAACUUAUAAUUAAAUAAACGAAUACUACUAAUA